Oryza brachyantha (malo sina) is the source of this 702-nucleotide messenger RNA. Its product is annotated as auxin-responsive protein SAUR71-like. The transcript has a single exon. The record is from RefSeq and is a predicted model, not a curated record. Gene Ontology annotation, biological process: response to auxin. Bases 1 to 357 code for a protein of 118 amino acids. NCBI's taxonomy places the organism in Eukaryota, Viridiplantae, Streptophyta, Magnoliopsida, Poales, Poaceae.
AUGAGGCAGCUGAUCCGGCGGGUGUCCCGCGUCGGCGACUCCUCCCUCUCGUCGCCGCCGCCGGCGCCGGGAAAGCGGCGGGGAGAAGGGAAGAAGAAGGAGGCGGCGGCGGUGCCGCCGGAGGGGCACGUGCCGGUGGACGUCGUCGGGGAGGAGGAGGAGGAUGCCGGGGCGCCCGAGCGGUUCCUGGUGCGGGCCGAGCUGCUGGGGCGUCCGGCGCUGGCCGAGCUGCUGGGGCGCGCGGCCCAGGAGUACGGCUACGACCACCGCGGCCCGCUCCGCAUCCCGUGCUCCCCCGCCGCCUUCCGCCGCGCGCUCGCGUCCUCCCUCGCCGGCGACCACGACGACGACGGCUAGCCCGAUCGACGACGAGCCAUCAUCCAACCAAGCCGGUUUCACUACGUACGUACGUACGCGCGCGCGAGAGGCCUCUCAGCAUUAGGCAGACGAUUGGUUAGCACAGCCACUGCAUGCGCCGCUGCCUUCUCUGCGUGUGCAUAAACCCGCUUGGAAGUUGGAAGAGACGAAGGUGAAUGGUAGUAGUGAGUUUUCUUUUAUUUUCUCUGAUCAUCUGUGUAGUGUAGUAGCUGAAACGGCUGGUUGCUAGGCCCUAGCUAGAAAUGGUUGUAUUCUACUAGUACUAAUCAUAUACAUCUUGUGCACUUCCAUUAGCUGGUUAAUUAACUGGACACUCCUCUCUGA